CCCCCGACCUCGCCGAGGCAGCUCAGGGAGGGACAAGCCGCGGCCACGGGGCUGGGCACUGUCCCCUCUGCCCCCCCUGGGGGUGGCCCCGGCCACGCGGGGCUGGGAGAGCCCAGGACGCUGAGGGACAGCGAGGUGUGGGGACAGAGGGGUGACCCCCCCACGCCGGGGGGUGCCCGGGGAAGGACAGACUGCCGCAGCUGCUGGAUGGCGGCGUUCCGGCUCUUCAAGUACGGGAUGCAGCUCUACCGCAACUACCAGCAAGCACAGGCACGGCUGAGCCAACCCCCCUGGAUCGGCCCCACUCCCCUGAGAAGCGUCUCUGACAACGCCCUGGUGGCCAUGGACUUCUCGGGGUGCACGGGCCGGGUGAUCGAGAACCCCAGCGAGGUGCUGACGGCGGCCCUGGAGGAGGCUCAGGCCUGGAGGAAGAAGACGACGCACCGGUACAGCCUGCCCGCCGCCUGCCACAGCUCCCCGCUCAGCGCCGCCAUCCACCGCACCCAGCCCUGGUUCCACGGGCGCAUCUCCCGCGAGGACACCCAGCAGCUCAUCGGCCGCCAGGGCCUGGUGGACGGCGUCUUCCUGGUGCGGGAGAGCCAACGGAACCCCAAGGGCUUCGUGCUGUCCCUGUGCCACCUGCAGCGCAUCAAACACUACCUCAUCCUGCCCAGUGAGGAGGAGGGUCGGCUCUACUUCACCAUGGACGACGGGCAGACGCGCUUCGCCGACCUCAUCCAGCUCGUGGAGUUCCACCAGAUCAACCGGGGCAUCCUGCCCUGCAAACUGCGCCACUACUGCACCUGCGUGGCCCUCUGAGCCCCGGGGCACCCUCGCUUUGGCACAGCCCGGCACUGCCGGCGCGGUUUGGCACCGCCUCGCUGCCGAUCUGGCACGGCUUGGCACAGCCCAGCGCCACCGGCGU
Empidonax traillii (willow flycatcher) is the source of this 925-nucleotide messenger RNA. Its product is annotated as growth factor receptor-bound protein 7-like. The transcript is spliced from 8 exons. The annotation marks the transcript as partial. The record is from RefSeq and is a predicted model, not a curated record. Lineage: Eukaryota; Metazoa; Chordata; Aves; Passeriformes; Tyrannidae.